Schistocerca americana (American grasshopper) is the source of this 1200-nucleotide messenger RNA. RefSeq names its product alpha-1A adrenergic receptor-like. Gene Ontology annotation, biological process: adenylate cyclase-activating adrenergic receptor signaling pathway; cell-cell signaling; positive regulation of cytosolic calcium ion concentration. The coding region runs from base 1 to 1200 and encodes 399 amino acids. Lineage: Eukaryota; Metazoa; Arthropoda; Insecta; Orthoptera; Acrididae. Gene Ontology annotation, molecular function: alpha1-adrenergic receptor activity. The transcript has 5 exons. Gene Ontology annotation, cellular component: membrane. The record is from RefSeq and is a predicted model, not a curated record.
AUGAACGUCACGACGUUCUCCGCCUGCGCCUCGAGCUGCGCCAAUGGCAGCCUCGCCUUGGCUGGCCAGACGAGCGCCCUGUGUGUGGACGCCCCGCUGCUCAACUGCUCUGGACCGCUACAGCCACCCGGGUGGGCGGCGUGUCUGGACUGUAGAAGCGCUUCUGGCUGCGGCUCUGGCUCUGGAACUGGAAGUGGAUGCCACAACGCACCGUGUGCCGCCUCUUCCAGAUGCCUGCAGGCCUGCUGGGACCUGCACUGCCAACAGGAAGGAUGGCGGCUGCCGGAGGAGGCUGCGUCAGGUGACGGUACGGGGAUGUCGCCGGGGGUGCAGCCGAUGCCACAGGCGGCGGGGGCUUCGCUGCUGCUGUGGGCCGAGGGCGGUGCGCUGCUGCUGCUCAUAGCCCUCACCGUGGGCGGCAACCUGCUGGUGGUGUGUGCGGUGGCGAGGUCGCCCACGCUGCGGCUGCCGACCCACGCGCUCGUUGCUAACCUGGCCGUGGCGGACCUCCUGCUGGGCACCGCGGUGCUGCCGCUCUCUGCCGCCAGGGAGCUCUGGGGUGCGUGGCCGCUGGGCGCCGCCCUCUGCACCACGUGGACGGCCCUGGACGUCCUCUGCUGCACGGCCUCCAUACUCUCGCUCUGCGCCAUCUCGGUGGACCGGUACGUGGGCGUGUCGCGGCCGCUGUCGUACGGCCGCAUCCUGACGCGGCGGCGCGUGCGCGCGCUGAUCGCCGCCACGUGGCUGCUGGCGCUGGCCAUCAGCGUGGCGCAGCCGCUGGGCUGGCGCGAGGGCGACGCCUCCGGCGGCGGCAGCGGCAGCGGCAGCGGCAGCGGCGAGUGCCACGUCAACAAGCAGCUGGGCUACGUCAUCUUCUCGGCGGCCGGCUCCUUCUACCUCCCCGCGCUCGUCAUCCUGGCGCUGUACGCGCUCGUGUACCGCGCCGCCUCCCGCCACGAGGCCUUCCUGCAGGCCGGCCAGCGCACCACCCGCUCCGCCGUGACGCUGCGCGUCCACCUGGGCGCGCCCGGCUCGCGCAGGGGCACCCUCGCCGCCCACGACGCCGCCGACGGCAAGGUAGGCCGGCUGCCCUCCUCACUCAUCAUUUUAAAUAUGAACAUUUCUUGUAAUACCGCAAAGCAACCACGGUUAUUCUUCGAGCGUUCAUUCACUGAUAUGGAUUUUGAGUUCAUUCACUGA